This is a messenger RNA of Fragaria vesca subsp. vesca, 1218 nucleotides long. RefSeq lists its product as uncharacterized. Gene Ontology annotation, biological process: regulation of circadian rhythm; response to cold. The coding region runs from base 75 to 890 and encodes 271 amino acids. The record is from RefSeq and is a predicted model, not a curated record. The transcript has 5 exons. Lineage: Eukaryota; Viridiplantae; Streptophyta; Magnoliopsida; Rosales; Rosaceae.
AGAGAGAGAGAGAGAGAGAUUGAGCAAAACGCACCGUUUCGCAUUUCUCCGAUCAGAAAAAUAGAAACCUGCAAAUGGAAGAGCAGCUUAUCCCGCCGCUGAAAUCGGAUCCCGAGUUCACAAGCGAGUUGACUCGCACCAUUAUCUCCAACUCGGCCUCGUCCGCCUCCGUUGCUCUCGGGACUCCUGUGCAUGCAGCACCGGGCAUACCCAUAGAGUGGACAAAUGAGAAGCAUAGAUCGUAUAUAAAUUCCCUAGAAACAUCAUUUGUUAAUAAGUUGUACCAGUCCAGGCGUUUGUGGGACUGCCAUCCACAAAUGUAUGUUCAGGGGGCACAUCCAUCACAAGAGUUGCCUUUCAGGACUUAUAAUUCUUCUGACCAGGUCCGGGAGUCAAAUCUGUUCAUGGUUGUUCGAGAUAGGCGUUCUCAGAAGAUCAUCUCUCUAAGGAAUGAAACUCCGCUGGAAAGCACUGCUGAUUCUAACGUUACUGUGGAAAGGCCCAGGAUGGAUAAUAUUGUGUCUUGUUAUAAGGAGAUCCACUUAAGAAGGAAACCGACCUCAGAACACUUGGGUGUAACCGCAAGAAGUUCCGAGAAGAACCCUGCAUUUCGUCAGGAUUUAGUUGGCAGUACUGCAGAAGUUUCGGGUCAGAACUUUGUGGAGGAGGACCAUAGAGGGAAGCCAAGCUGUGAAUUCAUACCAAAAAGGCUUAGAAGGGCAGCCGAUACUUCCAGCAACGAUCAACUUGUGCCAUUGGGAUAUGAUACAAAAGAGGUUUCAAUGGCCCAUAACGCUCCCUCCAAAGGAGAAGAACAAGAGCAUCAUCAAUUGCUAUUGGAACACCAUGAGAGCUUCAUCUGUCCAAAAUCUAUCUUUACUGUUUCUUAGUGGGCAGCUUGGUUGCAAGUUGCAACUCAGUACUGGAGUUUAAGUAGAUACUGAUAGAUUGAAACAAACUGGAGAUAAUCUUAUUCUUUCCAUUCUCUGCUAUUUGCGGUAAUGCUAUCGAAAGACUAGGAAAUAUAUAUGUAUCUGUUAUGAUCCAAGUAUGGUGGUGGGUGGAUGGAUGGAUGGAUAUAGGGAGUAGGUUUAGUUGAUAAAUAGUAGUAGCUUUAGGUUUCUCGGUCAUUUGCCAUCACCUCACCAGUUUUGUUGUUGUUUGUGCAUUUCAAGUUGAAGUGCGCUGUUUAAAGAAAAUGUAGAAGGUAUGUAGUAG